Lactuca virosa is the source of this 2154-nucleotide messenger RNA. NCBI's taxonomy places the organism in Eukaryota, Viridiplantae, Streptophyta, Magnoliopsida, Asterales, Asteraceae. The record is from the annotation of a GenBank genome assembly.
GAAGGGAAGAAUUAAAAGAGGGCUUGAGGCCGUAAUCGAUCAUCAGAGUUAAAUCGAGAUUUGUGUUGGAACACCACCGAAUUGUAACCGUCAUCCGAUCGGUGUGCUUUCGUUUUCGUUUUGGGCGUUUUCUUUGAUCGAUCAAGUAUCAAGAACUGAGCGGAUUGAUUCAGAAGUCUCGAAAUUGCGAUUAUUAGGGUUCUGAUUUUGUAAUUUUAUUGAUCUGGUGAGUUAACAAUUGGGGAUUGAACAUCUUGCAACGUGAAAAUUCGCGAGAAAGUUCGAAAUUUGUGCUUCAAUAACCCAAUCCUCUUCUGUUCUUAAUCCGUUUUAUGUCUCGCCUCCUUCAAUUUCUGGCGUUUUCAGUCCGAUUGUGAUAUUGGUUCCAUGUGGUAACUGUUAAUUUGGUUCUUCGACCGAUUCUAACACUAAAACCCUAAUUUGGUUAAAAUGUACACCCCAUGAAUUGGGUUUUCUUUCGUGCUCAAUUUUUUCAAUCAAUGUUGACCAUAGCUCGAUUCUUUGCCUGAAAACACGUUAUAUAUUAAUUCUAUAUGUGUUUCUUAAAACAUUCUUUUUGGGAUAACAUGAAUAUUGUAUGCUUUGUAUUUUGAUGCAGUCUGCCCUAAACGCCUCUCCUUCUAGUAAAGUAUUGGCUUGAAGAACUUUGAAGAUUGAAGAUAUAGAAGUAUAAUGGGAGGAUAUGAUUUAGAUGAAUAUGAAGAUUACGAAGAUGAAGGUGAAUACCAGGAAGAUAAUGUUGGUGAAUAUGAAGAAGAAGAAGAAGAGGAAGAAGAGGACCGAUUACCUACACAGGAAGAGAUGGAAUACCUUGAAUUGAGAGCAAAAUUAAAGGAAUCUAUAAGAAAGAAGAUGAAAAAAGAUUCAGGUUCUGGCCUUGCCAAUUUUCGGGAAAAAAAGAAUAAAAUGCCAUAUGACAACUUUGGAUCCUUUUUUGGUCCUUCACAACCAGUAAUUGCUCAAAGGCUUCCACAACAAAACAAGGGUAGUUCUUCAGCUCCAACAGGAUCCAAACCUAGACCCAAUGAGCCUCCACGAAAAGUAGACACAUGGGCUAAACCCAAAGCAAAAAUCCAAAUGCUUAAAAACACUAGAGAUUACUCAUUUCUAUUAUCAGAUGAUGCUGAGCUUCCAAUUCCACCAAAAAACCCUCCAAAACCCUCUUCUGCUCCAAAACCUGAUGCACAUGUGUCACCAAGACCACCGGUCAACAACGGGGGUAGAAAAGUCAUAAAUGGCCGUGAAGAGAGAAGACCGGCCCCCACAUCUAACCAAACACGAGUGAGACCACCACCACCCGGUCAACAACAAAGUCAAAGGCCUAAUGGUUCAAGUAAAAUGACAUCUUCGUCCCUAGAUCCUCGAAAACAACUCGGGAGUGGUCCCGGGCGGCCUUCAGGACAAAAACCUUCGAUGCCCUCCAAGAUGCCGCCAGUUGCCGCCAAGCAAAAAGUGAUUCCACCACCUGUUUCUAGAAGCAUACCCACCGGACACAAUCACAGACCUCAAACAUCAAACUCAAGACCACUGCCAGGUGUCACCCAAAAGAAACCAUUGGAUCAAAAAAGAGGAUUACAAUUACAAUCUCAACAAAGGAGGGAUGAUAGAGAUAGAGGGUAUGAAAAUAGAAGAGGUGAUGAUAGAGAUAGAGAUAGAGAUAGAGGGGGAUUAGGAUUACAAUCUAGUAAAGGAAAUGUUGUUAGAAAGCCGAUUUUGUCUUCUAAGCCUCAGAUGAAGCAACAACAACAGGGGAGGCUUUCGACUAGUGGACAACAAAGAGAACGGGUGCAGAAAAGACCAUCUCGCCCUUUUGAGGAUGAUGAUGAUGAUGAUGAUACUGCGAAAGCCUUUUAGUAUGAUGAGAAGCAUGCUCAAAUAUAAUCCCAAAAAUUAUCAUGGUGAUGAUGAUGAUGAUAGUGACAUGGAGGCUGGUUUUGAUGACAUCAUGCGCGAGGAGAAGCGGAGUGCUUGGAUUGCUAAGAAGGAAGAUGAAGAAGAACUUAAGAAAAUAGAAGAAGAAGAAAGGCGGGAACGGAUGAGAAAGAAACGAAAGCAAAGUCAACGAUAAGAAUGUGUUAGUUUGUGUGUGUGUGUGUUAGAGAUGUGGGUCCCGGUUGGAUUUUGGCAUAUUUU